Messenger RNA from Striga asiatica, 1172 nucleotides. The record is from the annotation of a GenBank genome assembly. Lineage: Eukaryota; Viridiplantae; Streptophyta; Magnoliopsida; Lamiales; Orobanchaceae.
AUGCAAUGCUAUUUGAUGAAUGAGCGAGGUUCCACAGGCUAUGGCAUGGAAUGCAGUAAUUUCAUGAAAGGUGUUGGAGUGAAGCUAGCAAGUCAUGGCUAUGCCGUGUUUGGAAUUGACUAUGAAGGUCACGGACGAUCACAGGGCUCUCGUUGUUACAUCAAGAGAUUUGACAACAUCGUUAAUGAUUGCAACGAAUAUUUCAAAUCAGUUUGUGCACAAGAAGAAUACAGGGGAAAGAAGAAAUUCUUAUACGGUGAGUCAAUGGGAGGGGCAGUAGCUCUUUUGACACACAAAAAAGAGCCUGGCUUUUGGGACGGUGCUAUUCUAGUUGCUCCUAUGUGUAAGAUAUCGGAGAAGGUGAAGCCGCACCCUGUAGUUAUUAGCCUGUUGACUAGUGUUGAGGAUGUGAUUCCAAAAUGGAAGAUAGUCCCGACAAAGGAUGUCAUUGACUCGGCAUUCAAGGACCCCGUGAAACGAGAAGAGGCAAAUCCGGAGCAACAAAUUGAUAUAUCAAGAGAAGCCGAGACUGAAAACGGCGCUUGAAUUGCUGAGGGCUAGCAUGAACCUCGAGAAGAACUUGGACAAGGUGACAAUGCCGUUCUUUGUGUUGCAUGGUGAGGCUGACACGGUAACCGACCCUGAAGUUAGUCGGGCUUUAUACGAACAAGCGAGCAGUUUAGACAAGAGGAUCAAAUUCUAUCCCGGAAUGUGGCACGGCUUGACAUCAGGCGAGCCAGAUGAGAACAUCGAGAUUGUCUUCUCAGAUAUUCUUUCAUGGCUCGACAAGCGGUCGAGUGAUAUGUUGGCUUCUCAUGUUUACGGGUCGGGUCAGGGAUUGGGGCCCGACCCGGAUACGUUGGCUUCUUUGCAAGGGCCGGUGAAUGAGCGAAAAGACUCGAGUGAAUGGAAGGGUCGUGGUUUGCGCCAUCACUCAGCACUCUAGCGUUAUUAUUGUACAAAAUGACUAUUUGAAGCAAAAAAAUUUGGUUAAAAUCAGAUUGAUAACAAGUUCUUUUCCUUUUUCUGAGUCUUUGAUGCCCGUGGACCAUAAUGUUAAACGAAAAAUACAUGCAAUGCAAAUUGCAAUCCAUGAAAUGAAAGUGGGUGUGUGUAGAGAUCAGUAAAUAACUCGUACAAUGCUAUUCUAACUCAAUCGCUAUUCACCGCCC